AGAGGGAACUGCCAGUGCAUAGCCCAGAGGGCUGGAAGCAGAGGGCAGGCGCCAGGAGCAGGGAGAAACAGGCUGGCGGGGACACAGGAUACAUUGUGGCCGCCAGACUCUGAGGAACCUGGCCCCGGGAAUGAGGGGAGAAUCUUACUUCAUUGGAAUGAGGAGCCUGGGGCAGCAGGGCCACGUCCCGGACGAUGGAGGGCUCUUGCUGCUCUGCUGCGUAGACAGAGACUGGGCUGUGACUCAGUGCUUCACGGAGGAGGCCUUUCAAGCAAUCACUGACUUCAACGACCUCCCCAACUCACUGUUUGCCUGCAACGUCCACCAGUCGGUGUUUGAAGGAGAAGAGAGCAAGGAAAAAUUUGAGGGUCUGUUCCGGACUUAUGAUGACUGUGUGACGUUCCAGCUAUUUAAGAGUUUCAGACGUGUCCGAAUAAACUUCAGCAAUCCCAAAUCUGCAGCCCGAGCCAGGAUAGAGCUUCAUGAAACCCAGUUCAGAGGGAAAAAAUUAAAACUCUACUUUGCACAGGUUCAGACUCCAGAGACAGACGGAGACAAACUGCACCUGGCUCCACCGCAGCCCGCCAAACAGUUCCUCAUCUCGCCCCCCGCCUCUCCUCCCGUCGGCUGGCAGCCCAUCAGCGAUGCCACGCCGGUCCUCAACUACGACCUCCUCUAUGCUGUGGCCAAACUAGGACCAGGAGAGAAGUAUGAGCUCCACGCAGGGACGGAGUCCACCCCAAGUGUCGUCGUGCACGUGUGUGACAGUGACAUCGAGGAAGAAGAGGAUCCAAAGACGUCCCCCAAGCCAAAAAUCAUCCAGACCCGGCGUCCCGGCCUGCCGCCCUCCGUGUCCAACUGAGCUCGCCGCUCCGCCUCCAAGAGAAUAUCUGUCUCCUCUUGAUCAUGCUUUUUCCCUCACCCCCUGUUGUUUGUCAAAAAAAAAAAAGAAAAUUGCCUUUAAAUCCCUGGGUGUUUGGUUGUUUGAGAUUCUUUCCUUGUAAUCAAGCCUCUCGGACAAAAGGGCUAGGAAAAGGUGACACGUUUCCUGAUCAUACCAUACCCAUCCAGAAUAAUCCAUUAUUUAGAAGGUUCUAGAAAAAAAAAGUAGUAUUUUCUUAUUAAACGAUCAGCACAGCCUAGACCUUCAUACUCUCUUGUUGAUCCAAGCCAGAGACAUCAGUGACAAAUAGCAUCUGUGUUGUUUGUGAGCCGUUCCAGUCCCGCUCCUGACGUGUGUGCAUUGGUUUUUUUUGUUUGUUUGCUUUUUUUUUUUUUCCUGGCCACUUUAAGUAGGACCAUAAGUAAACUUGACUUUGACUGCAUGAGAUACCCCUGUCUGGUCUCACUCAGUCCUCUGCAUCCCGGCAUUCCCAGGACAUGCAUGAUCACCAGCAUUUAUUUCCAUGAUUUGAGGAUGUGCUAAAGUCACAGAUUGUCUGCAUCCAGCCAUGUCCUUUCUAGAUUAGGAAAUUUAUCAGCAUCGUCCAGCUUCCCAAGUCUGGGUCUAGCCACUCUUUUGAGUCCAAUACUUCAUAGCUCUGUUGAAAUUCCUGGAGGCAAAAACUGAGCUGGGCCCCAAAAGAUACCCCUCAGUAGGUUUCGAACAUGACUUCCCUGUAGAACUUUCCCAGCCUCCUUGGGGAAGGCUCGCCCAGGGCGAUGGAGACCGAUUUCAGACGAAUCUAUUUAUUACAAAAGUUUCACAGUGUCUGAAUGAUUGUUGUUGGUUCCCCCCCCCCUUUGUAUAUUUGUACAAAUGUUUCAGCUGUGCUUUUAAAAAUCUGGAUGUUUUUAUUUAGUGACUGUUCCAGCCAUUCGCUGCUUAACGACGUCUGUGUAUCGCUUAUGAACGCAUUCGUACACUAGUCCAGGUCAUCUGAUAAUACUGCACUGUACUAGGGGUAAUGCUGAAUUUUGAAAGGGCACAAAACUUCUCAUGCCAAUAUGGAAAUGAUUAGCCAGCACCUUUGCUGGCAAGGCCACUUGUUUUUAAAUAAAGUGAAGACGCAAGUGUCAGUUGCAGCCAAUGUGAAUGGAGCUAAGUCAGUGUAGCAGCCACAGAGCACAUUAAAAGGGGGAGCUGGAGAGAGGGACAUGUACAGUCCUCCUCAUGCGAAGCCCCUGUUGCUCAAAAACGUGUUUGUUUUCGUUACGUGUGAUUUUUCUAUUUCUCUAGCCCAAAGUGCAUUACGGAAGCUACACCUGUAGAACCAUCACCUUCUGCUCUGUGUGCCAGGUCUCAUCCACCCCCGUCUGUUAAUGAGUUACUUUAGCUGCAAAUGCCCGUUGUGACGGAGUGGGGGAAAUACUUUCAUCACCCUCAGAGAAACACACAAGAACAAUAACACACACAGCCACCCGAUGGAAGGAUUGUUGUGGCUUGUUUUUUUUUUUUUGACUAAGGUAUAUGUUAGUUUCAUCAGAAACAAACAUGAGACUGAUCACUCAGAAAUUUAAAGUCCGUUCUACUGUGAAUAUAGCAAUAUAGUACUGGACACAGUACAGGUGAAACUGAGGACAGCCUUGCUUGUCAAAUCCUGAGUUUCCAUAAAAAAAAAAAUGAAGGCUCCUUUUAAAAAUGUAACCUGAGGAGUGUCUAAUAAGCAAAUGCUUUGACUUUCCUUUGCUGUGGAGGUUUUUGCAUUUUCAUGGGCAAAUAGUAUCUGACUCGAUUGUGGAGAAAUGCUGCCCUCUAGUGGAGGAAAUCUUGGCCUCUGCUGCUCAGAGGACCUGAGAGCUACAGCGGACAGCCGUUUUGUGCUGUCUCUUCUCAGUGCUUGGUGGGUCCUUUGCUAUGUUAAUAGACACAGAAUUUUCAGAAGGCAGGUUCUAGCGACAUCUGGAUGAGAGAAACUAUUUAGGAAUGGCUUUUCAAUGUUUUAAAAGAAAUCCAUCAGACCUUUCCAACCAAAUUCAGCAAAAGUUGAAAUGACUAUUCUGUGUCAUCAAAAAUAAAAAUAAAAAUUCAUGGCGUAUAUGACGUAAGUGGUUAGUCCUGGUAACAUUUGUUGCAAAAUGUCCAUGUUCACCUGCCUCAGAGAAAGUCAUUCUUCCACGAGGUUGGGUUUGGGGCCGUGGGGAGAGGAAUGUGUCCCAGGAAAGGGGGGCAGAAACAGAAGGGAUGCCUUGAAGUGUUUCCAUGGAAGCUCUGAGCGCUGUGAAAGUCGGGAUGGCCUCCGCAUCUCCAUGAAACACAUGACGCAAACCUCUUUGGCACUAUUUUAACUUUGAAAAGUUUAAAUGUGGAGGGGGAGGGGGAGAGUUCCACCAACUGACUCAUUUGUGCACGUGUAUAGCUCAAAGAGCUUAGAUUUCAAAUAUACCUGGUGAAUGACUCU
Messenger RNA from Vicugna pacos (alpaca), 3341 nucleotides. The record is from RefSeq and is a predicted model, not a curated record. NCBI's taxonomy places the organism in Eukaryota, Metazoa, Chordata, Mammalia, Artiodactyla, Camelidae.